This is a messenger RNA of Schistocerca nitens (vagrant locust), 6767 nucleotides long. RefSeq names its product Y+L amino acid transporter 2 (gene gb). Gene Ontology annotation, biological process: amino acid transmembrane transport. The record is from RefSeq and is a predicted model, not a curated record. Gene Ontology annotation, molecular function: L-amino acid transmembrane transporter activity. NCBI's taxonomy places the organism in Eukaryota, Metazoa, Arthropoda, Insecta, Orthoptera, Acrididae. The transcript has 12 exons. Gene Ontology annotation, cellular component: membrane. Bases 392 to 1873 code for a protein of 493 amino acids.
GAAACACGUGCGUGCGGGUUCAAGAAAGGUUAUGUGUGUUAAUUAAAAUGCCCUUUCUUUUAUUAAUCGCCGUUCCUAUUGUUCCUUUCUCAUCCAUAUAUGAAGCGCUCGAUGUUCACUUCCGAACUGGCCUCAAUUCGUCCACCUCUUAGUAAUUGUGUGCUUGUCUCGAAGAAUUUGUUUUGGAAAUUUGGAUGAUGCAAUACACGCCAAAUUUGCAGUGAUGCACAAGUGCAUUGUGGUGUAAAGCACAGCGCUGUAACUGAUUAUGUCAUCGUACUUUUAAGGCGGCAAAUCUAAACACUCAGAAUUCCCAUUGAUACAUCUACCAAGUGCUAUACAACUUCCCUGUCCUGCAAUAGCUGAGCAAAAACGCAUCCAGUGAGGGAAGAUGACUACCACGCCGAUGCUGAACUCCCCCGUGGAGGCGGGUGUCACGACACCUGUCGGUGGGCAGAAGCCGGAAGUCCACGAAAACGUCCACCUCAAGAAGCAGUUGGGCCUCCUUGAGGGAGUCGCCAUCAUCCUGGGAAUCAUUUUUGGUUCGGGGAUCUUCAUCUCCCCGAAGGGUGUGAUCCAGGACAUGGGCUCUGUUGGCGGCUCACUGAUCGUCUGGACCCUGUGUGGUCUCCUGUCAAUGAUCGGAGCUCUCUGCUACGCAGAACUCGGGACAUCUAUCCCCAAAUCUGGUGGCGAUUAUGCUUAUAUUCAUGAAGCAUUUGGCCCACUGCCGGCGUUCUUGUAUCUCUGGGAUGCAAUUUUAAUUUUUGUGCCUACAACAAAUGCCAUCAUGGGUCUGACAUUUGCAAGUUACGCCAUUCAGCCAUUUUUCCCAAACUGCUCAGUACCUGAUGCUGCAGUUAGAAUGAUUGCAGCUGUCACCAUAUGUUUCCUGACGUUCAUGAACUGUUAUGAUGUCCGCAAGACUAGUCGAAUGCAAAACCUGUUUAUGUUCACUAAGAUUUUGGCACUAGUACUUAUUAUCAUUGCAGGGUUGGCAUAUUUUUUUAUGGGCAACACUGAAAAUUUCAAUAAUCCCUUUGAAGGUUCCCACUCGGAUCCGGGCAGGAUUGCUGUGUCCAUUUAUUCUGGUAUAUUUUCCUACUCUGGAUGGAAUUACUUAAACUUCAUGACUGAAGAGCUGAAGAAUCCUUAUGUUAAUUUGCCACGAGCUAUUUACAUAUCCAUCCCACUGGUGACAUUCAUUUAUGUGCUUGCCAAUGUGGCGUACCUCGCAGUCCUCACUCCGAUAGCGAUGAUCUCCUCAGAUGCCAUUGCCGUCACAUUUGCAGACAAAGUCUUGGGACCGAUGUCGUGGAGCAUGCCCCUGCUGGUCGCGCUGUCUGCGUUCGGGGGCCUCAGUGUCCACAUCAUGACGUCUUCCAGGAUGUGCUUUGUCGGUGCCCGGUACGGCCACUUCCCGGCCAUGCUGUCUCACAUCAAUGUCAAGCGCCUCACCCCGACCCCUUCUCUAGUCUUCCUGAAUCUACUUUCACUCAUCAUGCUGUGCACAAGUGACGUUCACGUACUUAUAACGUACUCGAGCUUUGUCGAGUCGUUCUUCAUCAUGUUAUCGGUUGCUGGAAUACUGUGGUUGCGCUGGAAGAGGCCUGAAAUGGACAGACCAAUUAAGGUGGCGUUAUGGAUUCCCAUAACCUUUGUGCUGAUAUGCGCUUUCCUCGUCUUCGUGCCAUUCUACGAGCGCCCGUACGAGGUGGGUAUGGGCGUGUUGAUAACCGUGACAGGUGUGCCGGUGUACUACAUGGGGGUGGUGUGGCAGGACAAGCCUGCCUGGUUCCUCAGUGGCCUCGACAAACUGACCUGCAGUGUCCAGAAAUUAUUCCUGUCUGCCAAAGAAGAGAAAGAAGACUAAUUUCAUGCUGCAGAAAACCAAGGAAAUGUAGUGUUAAAUUAUAAGUAGUUUAAAAACUGAGCUUGGCAAGUACUUUUUUUUUUAUAUUGCUUGGUUUAUGCCGGAGAUUGACAUGUCGAGAUUUGUCGCAGCCAGUUGGUAGGUAGUGUUUGUCAGACAGUGUAUCAGACGGAAGUUAAGAAGUGCUAUAUUGCAGUGUGUUACCUAAUUUAAUUUAGUCAGUGUAAUAUUUCAGAUUUUAAGUUUUAUGUAUUUGUCUUCGCUGUGCGAGGAUAUUGCGUGAUUGAUCAUUAACUACUGAGUACGGCAUCACAACUUUGUUUUACCAAAAAAUAAGAGUCAGAUUUUUUCCGAUUCUUUCAAACAUUUUAGCAGUUCUCCUCAAAGAAAGGCACUUCUCAUUACAGAACAUUUUGACUUUGCAGCAGGAGCAUAUUUUACAAGUUUAAGUGUCAAUUUUGCCUCUGUUUUGGAUGAUCUGAUAUUCAUUUACAUUAUUUUGUUUUAUUUUUUACAGUAAUAUUCAUAUGGAUGUGACACAUACCAUCAUUUAGUAUUAAGCCCAUUUUAGUGACGAGUGGACAGUAUUUUUCAUGCAAAACUGUAAAUUAUGUUUUCAUUUUAAUGUAGUUAGUUUGAUGUAUUAUUAGUUUUAUGUGUUUUCAGUUGUAUGGUGAACUUAUGAUCUUAAUAUUAUUUUUGUGUCAGCAGACCUCUGCUGUUGGUCUGGGAAAAAUAAUACCUUGAACCAAUGUAAGCAACAAGGCAUUAAGUAUGUGUGGUGUGUUACUAUUUUUAAAAAAAAAUGCUCAUUGUACAAAAAGCUAUGACAUACUAUCUUUUUUAUGUUGACAAUUCAGAAAUUAAGUUACACUUUUUUAAAAGUAACAUUGUACUAUAACAAUUUUAUCAAAGAAUUGGAAAACUAAGUUUUAAUGGCUGAAAGUCUUUCUUCAGAGUGCUGCACUUGAGAUCUUACAUAGAAAUGGAUAGCUGCUGUUUUUGCCAUAAAAUAAUAUCCACUGUCUCUGACUCUGAAAUCCAACAUCUUGUCAUCUUUCCAGACAGAACUUACUUUUUAGCAGGAUGCGUGCUAUUUUGAAACUGUUUCAGGAAGUAAUGCUUUCUCAGCUGCAGUUGACUUAUUUAUUCCAUCAUAACCAGUUGUGAACCUAUCAUCCAGGCUUGAAAACUGUAGAGAGAUCACAAAAUAUGGAACUGAAUGACAGAAUUACAUGUGUGCGUGGAAACCAAACCAUCAGUUUCCAUCAUAUUAACCCUCAAAUUAAGGGUUAGCUCACAUCUAAAUUGAUAUCAUGACAAAAUAAAUAGUCAGCUGCAGCUGUGGACAUUUAUAUCAUGAAAUAAUAUCAGUGUGGAAUCAUGAUUAUUUUCUUUACAAAGUGGGCAUCAUCAUGAAAUUUCCAUGUGCCAAACUGGCUCUGAAACUUGGAUUCAUGAAUUUCGUGAACAACGAUUCUAGUCGCUAACUUAUCCUCAAACAACUUAUGAUAGAGUUUAGAGCUUGGAUGUUCAGCCAGUAAGAGCAUUGCCAACAAAAGACUUAGCUCUGAGAUUGAUUCUCGGUCUAGCACACAGUUUUAAUCUUCUUUACUUAUUUUUUGCACUUGUUUAUAUUCCUAAUUUUCAGUUUUAUUUCCUUUGCUACCACACUCUUGGGUAACAAUGUGUUUUCAGAAUGGAUAUUCUUAGCUGAAAGCAGAAAUACCAGGACAAAAUACAGAGCCUGUUUACAAACUUUGUUUGGUUCAGUGUUUGAGUGACUUCUAAAUUUGCCCUCCCUGUUCAUUUGUGCCCUUGUGGAAUUUGUGAUCAAUAAUAAGGAUUCAUUAAAAAGAACUACGUUUUCUCUCUCUCUCUCUCUCUCUCUCUCUCACUCUCUCGGAGAACACUGUCCGGAGCAUCGUACAGAAAGGUACAUGCUGCUCUGCAAAUUCCGUUUUUAAUAGGCUUCCAUCAUAAGUGGAAAACUUCUAACAAUAAGUGAAAUUUUAAAAUUGUAUGGUGAAAGCCUUUGGUGUGGAAACCUGCCUAUAUUUUGUACAGAAGUUGCACCCAAUAAUAGGGAGAAAUUCCUUGUAAUGUAAUACUCAUAUGUAUGUAUUAUGCAAAAUAUAUAAGUUAACUCAUAAGGUGGUCAUACUUUAAUUUCUUCAGUUCAUCCCAUGUCAUCCAGUUGGCCCCAGCUUCAUUCUUUGCAGAGACAUGCAGUUUGUCAAAGUUGAUAAAAAAUAUUUUAAGAAUGUGCUCUUUGUGGUUGGUGGUUCAAUGUUGAAUCGAAGAACAAUUGUCCCCUUCACUGCAUUUACUGACUCAUUUAUUCCUAAUUCUAGAAUGCAGAAAACACUGAGCUCCACAGUAGCCAUUUUGCAACUAUCUAUUACCGUCAGCACCCCAGUGGUCCUUUCCACAAGUAUCAACACUCUAGGAGUGAUGGUCGAAGCUGCAGUCUCUUCUCCUAAUGAUGUGUAGCUUAUUUGUGUACAAUUUAUAUUGAAUGAAAUAAAAAUUAAUUUAUGUUCAUCUUUUGAAUAACUAUGUAUUGCUUGUCAUUUCUUUUAUAUAAAUAAUUGACAUCGGGCUCAUUUACCACAAUGGCAUAGAGCAUCAGCAAAUAGUCAGAAUAUGGUGUGAAAUGUCUAGACAAAAACAACUUUUGCCUCAGCUGUGUUAUUGAUGUAAAAAUGUUCACAAUCAAUUUCAAAGCUGGUAGAGUUUGUUUUCGGGCACCUCUAGUGGAUGAAAUAGAUACCUGCAUUCGUGCAGACUUUUGCAUUUGGUAUACUUGUGUACAGUUUCAUUCAUCUGACAUGGCACAUUUAGUCUUCUUUCUUCCUUACUGAUGGAGGACAUAGAAAAAUAAGUAUCAACACUAUACAGUUCUUCUUUUAAAAUUUUCGGGCUGGAAGACCAGAGUUGAUGCAUAAAACUAUUCACUAACCUUUAGUCCCCAUCUGCAGGAGACAUAUUGAGAGAUGAAACUGACAACUAUGUAGAAAGCUCAGAGGGCCCUGAAUUUAUAGAAAUGUAAUGACCUGUAUAGAUCACAGCACAGUUCAUGAAGUAACGUGUAUGAUUGUCUCCAGUUGAUAACACCAUUAUCAAUUACAAGUAAUAAAUUGUUAGAACUCUUUUCUUUCUGCAAAGUCGGUGUCCAUAUUUUACUUUAUUUAACUCCAUUUCUCUCCAUAAAUUGAUACUGCCCAUCAAUACAAGCUCACAUGUUAAUGUGUCAUCGAACUCCAAAUGCUAGUCUCAGGAAAUUUGAUUUCAUUUUCUUCACACUACAAAGUGCGUUUCGCUACCACUGACUUAUCAGUUUGUCCACGUGAAUGUUCCUCUAGUGUUUUGCCGAAUAGGUGUUCAUAAUUAUUUUGUGUUUCUGAUACAUACCUGACGACAGAGGCACAGAACUUUAUACACACUACCUGUCGCUAGUGAAUGACGUGCACAUUUCAGAGAUUGUAGGAAUUAAUGUGUUUCCUUGGUGUGCUUGAAGAUUGUUUAACCCCAUACUUUACCAACAGCUCGGAAUUUUUAAUAAGUAAACAGCAGUACUGAAAUACUUCAUUGUGUUAUUAAAUAAUCUACGUGUUUUGCUAUAUAGAUACCAUGUAUACGACAGAGCUUGAAGAAUGUAUGGAUGGAUAACAUGUUGACAAUAAUGGACAGCGGCAAGCAGUGGUGCUUACUUGGUUAAGUAGCCAAUCAUCUGUUGUCUGAUAGUUGGAAAACUAUUGCAAACUGUUACAGUGUUGCUUGAGGAGACAGAUUCACUGUUGAAAAUUCUUGUGCUUUCUGCAGUCCUUGCUGAGCUGCAGUACAUUUGGCACAAACAAAUUUCUUGUCCAAAAUAGAAAGUGUAACUUAUUUUCUGAAUCUACCUCGCAUAUCACAAUGUGGACUAUAGUGUGUUACUUACUUCACAUUUAAUUUGUACAGUAGUAAAUGUACUUUCAUUGCACACCAUUGUAGAUGUUCAAAUCAUAUUAGUCCCAUUUUGUUUUGUUGCUGUGUGUGCAGCAAUUAAAAAUUGACUGAAAUUGAAUCUCUGUAUUUUAUAGUGUGUCUAUCAGCUUUUCUAAUUCAUUUUUUUGGCAGUAUGUUUCUUAGCAAGAAUGGCAGUUUGCUGUACAGUCACCUUCGUAGUAAUAAUUUUUAAUUGUAAUCCUUGAGCUUGUUUGGCAUAGAAUUUAGUCAAGUGGCAGCAGGAGAGAAAACACACAAAAUACACUGAAAUGUGCAAGAUUUCAGAACCAGUGGCCCCACCUUAUGGCAGUUGAGAUUCUGAACCCCUGAUCUAGGGUUCUGGGUGAUUUUUAUGUAACUCUCUCCAUGUCCUGAACCUCAACAAUCCUUUUCUUCAUCACUCUCCCUUUCCCUUUAACCCUUAUGCUAGGAGGAGGAGCCACUGACUCUGAAAGCUUACGCUUAUGCAUUUCAAUAUGUUCUUUAUGUUCCUUCUCCUGUGGCUUCUUAGUGAUUAGAUUUUUUUAUCUGUCUGUGUUGUGUUAUAGUCUGGAAUAUAAUUUGUCGGUACUGGCAGCAUUUUAACAGUUUUUGUCACAUACUGGGAGCUCCCGUGUACUGGGAACAACUGCAGUAGAUCUGAUGUUACAUUUCCUUUCACACUCCCUGUCCCCAGUUUGUAUGUGUUCUGUCCUACCUUCAGUGCUCAUGCAUAUUUUCUCUUUCUUUCCCAUAUCUGCAGGUAGCCUGAAGGAGGAGCUAUGUAACAGUUCUGAAAAUAAAAGAUUAUUGUUACACAACCAAGCCAAAUGUGGGCUUUUUGCCAUUGCAGUAACUAUGUGGUGUUCACUGUUAUUCUGUUGUUUAAACAUACGUCGUGACAGCAGAAAAUGUGUUCAGGCAA